This is a messenger RNA of Trichomonas vaginalis G3, 794 nucleotides long. RefSeq names its product protein of unknown function, DUF4106 family. The transcript has a single exon. NCBI's taxonomy places the organism in Eukaryota, Parabasalia, Trichomonadida, Trichomonadidae. The record is from RefSeq and is a predicted model, not a curated record. The annotation marks the transcript as partial.
AUGCCACGUAAGCUACGUAAGAAUAUACGUAAGAGGAAGAGAGCAUUGAAACAUCCAAUAGUAAAACUGACACCACAACAACAGUUGCAACAACAAAUGCUGAAUGACCCCACUAUGUUGCAACAAAUGUCAAGCAAUCCUAUGCUUUUAAACCGAGUUGUUGGUGCACAGAGUGGAGGUUUAAGAGCGGCACUUUUAGCGAAAAUGGCAGGCUAUGGUGGAGCUGCAGACGGAACAGCAUAUAACCCUCAAAGUCAAAUGAAUUUGAGUUCACUCAAAAAUCAAAUAACAGAUGUCAAAAAGUCAAACAUAGAUAUACAGAAGCAAAUAAGUGAAAACGAAAAGAAACUAGAAUAUGACAGACACACAAAGAAACUCAAUGAGUUAAACGUAGAGAAAAAGAAGAAAGAAGAACAACUGAAAGAACUAAGCACAGAGGAAUAUGCGAAAAAAGUGUCAGAAAAAGCAGCAGAAGUAGCAAAAAUGGAACAAGAUGUCAUAAAUUUGAAAAACCAUACUACUCAAUAUAAAGUACUGAAAGAUGAAGAGAUAAAACAAAAAGCCCUGAAGACAUAUAUGGAUAGCGAUGAGUAUAAAAAAGAAGUUGAAGCAAAUGUAAAGGCAGAAAAACUUUUACAGUUGCAAAACCAAACCGUACAGUAUGAAAACUUAGCACAAGAAAGUAAAAAUAACGACGCAGCCAUGCAAAAGGCAAUGAAAAGCGCAGAAUAUAUAAAAGCUAACAAUGACUGGUUAGAUGCCCAAGCCAACGCUAAAGCAGCCCAACUCAUAGG